Messenger RNA from Ailuropoda melanoleuca (giant panda), 2433 nucleotides. RefSeq names its product zinc finger and BTB domain containing 24 (gene ZBTB24). The transcript has 9 exons. The record is from RefSeq and is a predicted model, not a curated record. Bases 238 to 2346 code for a protein of 702 amino acids. Gene Ontology annotation, cellular component: nucleus. Gene Ontology annotation, molecular function: RNA polymerase II cis-regulatory region sequence-specific DNA binding; DNA-binding transcription factor activity, RNA polymerase II-specific; protein binding. Gene Ontology annotation, biological process: regulation of transcription by RNA polymerase II. Lineage: Eukaryota; Metazoa; Chordata; Mammalia; Carnivora; Ursidae.
GAGUGCGCCUGCUAGGCCGCGGGGUGGGCCGUGCGCCCCGAGAGACCAAAUGGUUAAUAAUGCGUGAAAUCGAGACCCGGUUCCCAUUCUGAUCUGUGUGCAACUGCGGAAAGUUAGUGCUGAGGACGGACUUUCGAGAUGGCUGAUUCCCAUUCCUUCAUUUUACAGAGGAGAAAACAGACGCUGAGAAGUACCAUGGAUGUUGGAAAUUCACCCAGCUAGGUAGUCAAGGGCUUCAUGCUUCUAGGCCUAUUAAAGAAAAUGGCAGAAACAUCAUCAGAGCCUUCUGGGCAGCUUGUUAUACACUCAGACACGCACAGUGACACUGUUCUAGCCAGUUUUGAGGAUCAGCGGAAGAAGGGCUUUCUCUGUGACAUUACAUUAAUCGUGGAGAAUGUGCACUUCCGGGCUCACAAAGCCUUACUUGCUGCCAGUAGUGAAUACUUCUCAAUGAUGUUUGCUGAAGAGGGCGAGAUCGGCCAGUCCAUUUAUAUGCUGGAAGGCAUGGUUGCCGACACAUUUGGUAUCCUGCUGGAGUUUAUCUACACGGGUUGUCUCCAGGCCAGUGAGAAAAGUACAGAACAAAUCCUGGCCACCGCUCAGUUCUUAAAGGUCUAUGACCUGGUAAAGGCUUACACAGAUUUUCAAAAUAAUCAUAGCUCCCCAAAGCCAACGACGCUGAACACUGCCAGCACUCCAGUGGUGGUGAUUUCUAAUAAGAAAAAUGAUCCCCCAAAACGGAAGCGGGGAAGACCGAGAAAAGUCAACAGUGUGCAGGAGGGGAAAUCACAACUGGCUGCAGAGGAAGAAAUACAGCUGAGAGUGAACAAUUCCGUUCAAAAUAGGCAUAACUUUGUGGUGCGAGAGGGAGACAGUGGCAUACUGAAUGAACAGACUCCAGCAAAAGAAACGGAAGGCCCUGAGCCUGCCUGUGAGCCAGGCAGAGGGCAGGAAAUUCCAGCUGAAAAAGAUGAGAACUGUGAUCCCAAGACCCAGGAUGGGCAGGAUAGCCAGAGUCGGUACAGCAAGCGCAGGAUUCGGAGGUCCGUCAAGCUGAAAGAUUACAAACUUGUCGGGGACGAAGACGAGCAGAGUGCAGCCAAAAGGAUCUGUGGAAGGAGAAAGCGCCCGGGUGGCCCGGAGGCCUGUUGUAAGGACUGUGGCAAAGUGUUUAAGUACAGUCACUUCUUGGCAAUCCACCAAAGGAGCCACACGGGGGAGCGACCUUUCAAAUGUAAUGAGUGCGGGAAAGGCUUUGCCCAGAAGCACUCCCUGCAGGUCCACACCCGGAUGCACACAGGCGAGCGGCCCUACACUUGCACCGUGUGCAGCAAGGCUCUCACCACCAAGCACUCGCUGCUGGAGCACAUGAGCCUGCAUUCAGGACAGAAGUCUUUCACCUGUGAUCAGUGUGGAAAAUAUUUCAGUCAGAAAAGACAACUAAAGAGCCAUUACCGAGUUCAUACAGGCCACACCUUACCGGAAUGCAGCCACUGCCACCGCAAAUUCAUGGAUGUGUCUCAGCUAAAGAAACAUCUACGAACACACACAGGUGAGAAGCCAUUUACUUGUGAAAUCUGUGGCAAAUCUUUCACAGCAAAGAGUUCUCUUCAGACCCACAUCAGAAUCCAUAGAGGAGAGAAGCCCUACUCCUGUGGCAUAUGCGGUAAAUCCUUCUCAGACUCCAGCGCCAAGAGGAGACACUGCAUCCUGCACACGGGCAAAAAGCCUUUCUCCUGCCCUGAGUGUAACUUACAGUUCGCUCGCUUGGACAACUUGAAGGUGCACUUGAGAAUCCACAGCAAAGAGAAACCUGCGGCAGACGCUAGUGGCGUUCCCGGCAGUAGUAAUACUGAGGAGGUCAGGAAUAUUCUCCAGCUGCAGCCCUACCAACUCUCUACAUCCGGAGAGCAGGAAAUUCAGCUUCUUGUCACCAACUCCGUACAUAACAUCAACUUCAUGCCCGGCCCUAGCCAAGGACUCAGCAUCGUCACGGCGGAGAGUGCCCAGCACGCGAGCGCAGACCAGGCCGCCAACCUCACGCUGCUCACGCAGCCGCCGGAACUGCAGAACUUCAUCCUCUCGGCCCCGCAGGCGCAGGCAGAGCACAUUCAGGGCCUUGGCGUGAUGGAGAGCCAGAUGGAGCCCCCGCAGGCCGAGCCCGUGCACGUGAUCACCCUCUCCAAGGAAACCCUGGAACAUCUGCACGCCCAGCAGGAGCAAACAGGGGAGCUCCACUUAGCAAGUGCUGCGGAUCCGGGUCCACACCUGCCGCUGACCGCGGAGCCCGGCCCGCCCGCCCCCCACGCGCCCCCGCCCGCCCCGCCGAGCCAGGAGCAGAGCUGACCUGUACCCGUGUUUGAUCCUGUUGGAUCAUUGAUCUCUUCCCCAGCGGCAUCUGCAGCUGUGCGCUCAAAGGCAGCCUUUCUGAAC